AUGGGGUUGCUAACCAAAGGAAGCCCUUUGACAUGGAAAGAAACUGUGCCUUAUGUUGAUUAUAUCAAAAAACAUGGAAUAGCUCAAUUUAUCAAUUUAUAUCAUCGUCUUCGAAAUCGUCAAGGUGAUCAACUUCGUUGGGGCGAUGAAAUUGAAUAUACUCUAGUCAAAUUUGAUCAUGAAAAUAAAAAAGUGACUGUGGCUUGUCGAGCUGAAGAAAUGUUGAAUAAAUUGCAAGCUGAAGAACAAGUUAAUGCAAUUCUUGGAACAACUAAUUGUUGUCUCUGGAGACCUGAAUUUGGAUCUUAUAUGAUCGAAGGAACACCAGGAACGCCUUAUGGAGGUUGGUUCGAAAAUAUUCAUUUUAAAAAUUUGGGUGAUUAAAAAAAUUAAAUCUUCAGUUGAUUCUUUCUGUGUUAAAAAUUCGGUGAAUUAUAUUCAGUUUUAUAUUGGAAUUUUUAUAUGUCUAAAAAACUUAGAAUCCUAAUUUUGGAAAAUUAGUAUUGAGGACCGUAAUUUAAGAAUGUCACUUUAUUUUUUAAUUUUUAAAAAUCCCUGUUGAUAAUCUCAAAAGCAAUAUUCCAGGUCUCCUCGCUUGUUUCAAUAUCGUCGAAGCAAACAUGAAAAAUCGUCGUCAAGUAAUCAAGAAACUUUUGAAACGUAAUGAAGCUGUGAUGUCAAUUUCAUUUCCAGCUCUUGGAACUCUUGGUUUUAUUUCACCUUCAAUCAAAGCAGAUCCAAAUGAUGAAGAUGCAGCAAAUAGUUUAUUUUUCCCAUUAGAUGCUGUUUUCACCGGACAUCCAAGAUUCAAAAAUUUGAGCAAAAACAUCAAAUCGAGACGUGGUUCAAAAGUUGCUAUAAAUGUGCCAAUUUACAAAGACAAGAAUACCAAAUCUCCAUAUGUGGUAAGAUAUUUUCAAAGGAUUUCUGAAAGAAAAAAAAACUGUUUUUCUAGGAAGAUUUUUCUGGCUACGGUGCUCGGCCAGAAGAUGUUGUUGAUGCUAAACCCGAUCAUAUUUAUAUGGAUCAUAUGGGUUUUGGAAUGGGAUGUUGUUGUUUGCAAGUAACAUUCCAAGCAGUAAAUGUUGAUGAAGCCAGAUGGUUAUAUGAUCAAUUAACACCAAUUACACCGAUACUUUUAGCACUUUCAGCAGCCACUCCUAUUUUUAGAGGAAAAUUGUCGAAUGUUGAUUCGAGAUGGGAUAUUAUUAGUGCUGUAAGUUUUUCAAAUUCUGAAUUUCAUAUUUUUGAAACAUAAAAAAACAUUUCUGUAGAGUACUGAUGAUCGAACACCAGAAGAAAGAGGAUUAGAACCAUUGAAAGAUUCAAAAUGGUUGAUUGAUAAAAGUAGAUACGAUUCAACAGAUUGUUAUAUUUAUCCAUGUUCAACAACUUAUAAUGAUAUUCCAUUACAAUAUGAUGAACAAUUAUAUCAACAAUUAAUUGAAGGACAAAUUGAUGAACAUUUGGCAAAACAUAUUGCACAUAUGUUUAUCCGAGAUCCACUUCAAGUAUUUCGUGAGAGAAUCGAACAAGAUGAUGAAAAAAGUACGGAACACUUUGAGACAAUUCAAUCUUCGAAUUGGAUGAAUAUGCGAUUCAAACCACCUCCACCAGAUGCACCUGAAAUUGGAUGGAGAGUUGAAUUCCGGCCAACUGAAGUUCAAUUGACUGAUUUUGAAAAUGCGGCUUAUUGUUGUUUUGUUGUUCUUCUUACAAGAAUGAUUAUUUCAUUCCGUCUCUCAUAUUUGAUGCCAAUUUCAAUGGUAACUGAAAAUAUGAAACGAGCUCAACAAAAAGACGCUGUUCUCAAUCAAAAAUUCUUAUUCCGCAAAGGAUUGGCUGCUUGCCAAAGUGCACCAGAGAAUUUGAAAGCAUCUGGGGAUUGUCAUUCGGAUGGAAUGUCAACAUCAGAUAUUGAAGAAAUGACAAUUAAUGAGAUUAUCAAUGGAAAAGGCGAUGAAUUCCCGGGUCUUAUUUCAUUAAUUCGACAAUUUUUGGAUUCAGCUGAUGUUGAUGUGGAUACUCGAUGCACAAUUGCGCAAUAUUUGAAUUUCAUUUCAAAAAGAGCCACUGGUGAAAUCAACACUUUGGCUCAUUGGAUGAGAGAUUUUGUUGGAAAUCAUCCCGAUUAUAAACAUGACAGUGAAGUUAAUGAUACUAUCAUUUAUGAUUUAAUGGUCAAGGUAAACCUUUUUUAAUUUUUAUUCAAAAAAUAAACGAGUUAUGUAUGUUGUUUUUAGAUGAAUGCAAUUUCAAACGGCGAAGAACAUUGUACCAAACUUCUUGGAUGUUAUCGAUCAAAAACUGAACAUUCAAUCUCAUCAGCUGUUCGUAAAGCCGAAGAACAUAUGAUUUUCCAAAGUCAAAAAAGGGGUCACUAA
This is a messenger RNA of Caenorhabditis angaria, 2384 nucleotides long. The record is from the annotation of a GenBank genome assembly. NCBI's taxonomy places the organism in Eukaryota, Metazoa, Nematoda, Chromadorea, Rhabditida, Rhabditidae.